UGCAAUGCGAGCAUUCUUCAAGCUCGCUUGGGCGCGUCUCUCUCUCCUCUUAGGCGCACCGAUCUUGUAUCAGCAUCGGCAGGUCAUUACUCCGGUUAGGGCCUAGGGUUCUGGGUUUGCGAGAGAGAAAAUGUCACAUCCGGGAAAAUUGAUGCCGAAUCUGGACAAGAACAGCACAAAGCUCCUCAACCUCACCGUCCUUCAGAGGAUGGAUCCUCACAUCGAGGAGAUUUUGAUGACUGCCACCCAUGUCACCUUCUACGAGUUCAACAUCGACCUUAAUCAAUGGAGUCGCAAAGAUGUUGAAGGGUCUCUAUUCGUUGUAAAGAGGAGCACUCAACCACGAUUUCAGUUUGUUGUUAUGAACAGGAGAAACACAGAAAAUCUGGUUGAAGAUCUUCUUGGAGAUUUUGAAUAUGAAGUUCAACUUCCGUAUUUGUUGUACCGCAAUGCAACUCAGGAAGUGAAUGGAAUAUGGUUCUAUAAUCAACGCGAAUGUGAAGAAGUUGCUAGUCUUUUCAACAGGAUUUUGAGUGCAUACUCUAAGGUUCCACCAAAAGCAAAUGUAUCCUCCAACAAAAGUGAGUUUGAGGAACUAGAAGCAGUUCCCACCACCGCGGUGAUUGAAGGACCACUUGAACCAUCUUUGGCACGCCCCUCUACUGUUGAUGCAUUAGAAGAUUCAUCAUUUCUGAACUUCUUUAAUACAGCUAUUAAUAUUGGGCACAAUGGUCCUGGUAUAGCUAACUCUGGACAACCCUAUCAUGCUCCAGUUCCUCCUUUACCCUUACAUGCAGCUGCUUCUGUUAUUACUACCCAUCCUACACCAGCCAUGCAAGUACCAUCAUCAUUCCCCCCUCCCAUAUCAUCUGCCCCUCCUAGGUCAUUCAAUGGAAAUCAGGGUCUAAUCAACAACAAUAGAAUUGCCAAUCUUGUGAAACCGUCUUCUUUUGUCCCACAGCCGCCUUUUACUACCUCAUCUUCUUCAUUAGUGGCACCACCGCAGCCAAUGUCUUCUCCAUUGCCUCAUGCUGCUUUCCAUCAUGUUCCAAAUAUGGAGCGCCCUCAUGGAGCUCCAUUACUUCAACCUUUUCCACCACCUGCACCACCACUAUCACUUACACCUAGUUCUACCUCUUUAAAUAAUGCAACUAUCAGCAGAGAUUCAGUCCGUAAUGCACUUUUGGCACUUGCUGAGGAGAAUCAAUUCAUCAACAUGUUUUACCAACCCUUUUGGAUUUUCAUUUUAUUUCAGGAGAAUCAGUUCAUCGACAUGUUUUACCAAGCAUUGCUGAAAGUUCAUCAGUCAUGACCUCUGCUCAGAUUGAUAGACUUCCCUUGUCGAAUAUAAAGUGCUUUCCAUGUAAUAUUGUUGAUGUGUAUAUAUUAGCUAAAAGCAGUUUUUGAUAAAAGAAAAGAGAUUCAGGCUGCAGAAUGCUCUCUUCCUUUCAAGCGAUUACUGAAUUAAGUAGAUUGUACUUGUUAUCUUUGUCAGUUUCCUUUUGUAUUAGACUAUUGUUUUCCAGUGUAACAAACUAUUUCUUGUAUGUAUAUUCCAAUUCCUGCUUUGA
This is a messenger RNA of Impatiens glandulifera, 1571 nucleotides long. RefSeq names its product mRNA-decapping enzyme-like protein. NCBI's taxonomy places the organism in Eukaryota, Viridiplantae, Streptophyta, Magnoliopsida, Ericales, Balsaminaceae. Gene Ontology annotation, biological process: deadenylation-independent decapping of nuclear-transcribed mRNA; positive regulation of catalytic activity; deadenylation-dependent decapping of nuclear-transcribed mRNA. The transcript is spliced from 8 exons. The record is from RefSeq and is a predicted model, not a curated record. Gene Ontology annotation, molecular function: mRNA binding; enzyme activator activity. The coding region runs from base 131 to 1312 and encodes 393 amino acids. Gene Ontology annotation, cellular component: P-body.